AUGAUUGCAGGACGCGGCAGGCAGCGCAUAAGGCCCCCGCGCAGGGGUCUGCACGGCGACGAGAUUGAUUUCGAAAAUACCUGGGCAACUAUCGAAGCUGCUUUCCGCGAAAUUCACACCAAGAAUGCUUCGAAGCUAUCGUACGAGGAGCUGUAUCGCCACGCCUACCGCAUCGUCUUGAAAAAGAAGGGUGGAGACCUGUAUCAGAAUGUCCACAACUUUGAGCGCAAAUGGCUGGGUAGCGAGGUCCGCGCCGGCAUUCAGCAGCUGCUCUCGCCAAACCUCCUCGUGGGUGCGCAGAGUUUGGGUGGCACAACAGCGAACGAGCGCCGAGUUGCAGGCGAGAAAUUCUUGAAAGGCUUGAAGCAGGCUUGGGGCGAUCACCAGGUCUGCAUGAGCAUGCUGGCAGAUGUGCUCAUGUAUAUGGACCGUGUCUACUGCGCAGAUCAUCGACGGCCCUCGAUCUUCAACGCCGCUAUGGUCCUUUUCCGCGAUGAGAUCCUGCGCUCGCCUGUUUCCGAUCAUGAUGCGCGAUGGCUUCUUGGUCUGCUGAAUCAUGUCAUCCUCGACCAAAUCCAGAUGGAGCGUGACGGCGAUGUUAUUGACAAGCAUCUUAUCAAGUCGUGUGUAUGGAUGCUCGAGGGACUGCACGAAGAUGAGACAGAGUCAGAAGAGCAACGCCUCUACAAUGUUUCUUUCGAGCGAGAGUAUCUGGAUACUAGCAGGGAAUUCUACAAACGCGAGUCGGAGCUUCUGCUGCGCGACUCUGAUGCUGGUGCGUACUGCAGACACGCUCGGAGAAGGAUAUACGAGGAAGAUGAGCGAUGCAAGCAGACGCUACUGGAGAGCACUGGACCGAAGAUUCAGAAGGUCGUCGAGGAUGAGCUGAUCAAGAACCGGAUACACGAGCUGGUAGAGAUGGAGAGUGGAGUGAGGUACAUGAUCGACAACGACAGGUUGGAAGAGUUGAACGUCGUGUACGAUCUGAACAGGCGCGUCGAUGAGAAAAAGCUUGAGCUCACACAAGCAAUCCAGAAGCGAAUCGUGGACAUGGGCACAGACGUCAAUAACGACGCCAUCGCAGCAUCACAGGCACCCGCGCCUGUUCCCGCACCCGCACAAGCUGCCGAUCCUGCGGACAAGAACAAGAAAGUUGCACAGGAGAAAACCAUCAACCAGCAGACAGUCGCUGCUAUCAAAUGGGUGGAGGAUGUCCUCAUGUUGAAGGAUAAGUUCGAUCGUAUCUGGCGGGAGUCUUUCGAAGCGGACGGCCUUCUGCAGCAAGCAGUGACCAGGAGCUUUGCUGAGUUCAUCAACUCACCAACCUUUCCACGAUCCUCCGAGUACAUUUCGCUUUUCAUUGACGAAAACAUGAAGAAAGGUAUCAAAGGCAAGACGGAGAUGGAAAUUGACGCUGUACUCGAAAAGGCAAUCAUUCUCCUGCGAUAUGUCCAAGACAAGGACCUGUUCGAGCGGUACUAUAAGAAGCAUCUUUGCAGGCGCUUGUUGAUGAACAAGUCGAUCAGCAACGAAGUUGAGAAGCAGAUGAUUUCGAAGAUGAAGAUCGAACUCGGAAACAAUUUCACAUUGAAGCUGGAGGCUAUGUUCAAAGACAUGACUAUCUCUGAGGAGCUUACUGCAGGAUUCAAGAAGCAUGUCGAAGGACUUGGCGAGAAGGAUCCCAAGCGCAUCGACCUUAACAUCAACGUACUCACCAGUAUGACAUGGUCACUCGAAACGAUUGGGGGUACAGCCGAAGAUGGAGAAGGCCGACCGCGGUGCAACUUCCCGACAGCUGUGGAGAAGGUCAAGCGUGGGUUUGAGAAGUACUAUAACGAGAAGCACUCUGGCCGACAGCUCACCUGGCUCGCCAACAUGGGAUCGGCGGACAUCCGAGCUACGUUUAAGAAAGUACAGCAGAAGGACGGUUCAUACAAGGAACGUCGUCACGAGCUCAACGUACCAACCUACGGCAUGGUCAUCCUCCUGCUCUUCAACGACUUGGCUGCGGAUCAGCACCUGACCUUUGAGGAGAUUCAAGCGCAGACGAACAUUCCACCCAGCGACCUGGUCAGAAAUCUGCAGUCUCUCGCUGUCGCACCGAAGACGCGCAUCUUGGUCAAAGAGCCCAUGUCCAAGGACGUGAAGCCGACCGAUAAGUUCUUCUUCAAUGACGGGUUCAAUGGCAAAUUCGUCAAAAUCAAGGUUGGUGUAAUCAGCAGCGGAAACAAGGUCGAGAGCGACCGAGAACGACGAGAGACGGAGAAGAAAAACGACGACUCACGACAGUUCUGCAUCGAGGCAGCAGUCGUUCGAAUCAUGAAACAACGUAAGGAACUCUCGCAUCAGCAGCUCAUUCUUGAGACCCUUAGCCAGCUGGCCGGUCAGUUCAAGCCCGAAGUCAACAUGGUAAAGAAGCGUAUAGAGUCGCUUAUCGAGCGCGAGUAUCUUGAGCGCAUCGACGGAGCGAAGGUAGAUUCGUAUCGAUACCUUGCGUAG
Molecule: messenger RNA, 2499 nt
Organism: Ascochyta rabiei
Lineage: Eukaryota; Fungi; Ascomycota; Dothideomycetes; Pleosporales; Didymellaceae
Exons: 4
Coding region: 1-2499 (832 amino acids)
Biological process (GO): ubiquitin-dependent protein catabolic process; protein ubiquitination
Cellular component (GO): Cul3-RING ubiquitin ligase complex
Molecular function (GO): ubiquitin protein ligase binding
Source: RefSeq, a predicted model, not a curated record